CUGUCCAAACCAUUCAGCUCGCCAAUGAUGAUCCCGAGGGGGUUCACCUCCCCUUGAAAUUAUUUCACAUCCAUUAUGCCUAAGAUUUCGCAAGUCACAAAGCAGCCGUAUGCAGGUGACUUCAUAAAGAAUCGCCCAUUGUUCAGCCUGCCAUUCUCUAGCAACUCGCUCGACAAUGGCCCAAGGUCAAGGAACGAGUCAUGACCAACUCAGCCAGAACCCUGCUCUCCACCCGCCUCGCAUACGCCUGACAGGCCGAUCCAUCAUCAUUGAACCCUUGAGUGCUGCCCACGCGGAAGAUUUAUUCUCGUGUGUCGGUGGACUCGAGAACGCUUCACUCUGGACAUACAUGCCGGCUGGGCCUUUUGAGUCCAAAGCUUCGCUCGAGACUUACAUAAAUUCCAUCAUAUCCUCCGAGGAUUCGGUAUUCUCAGCGCUCAUUGACCCCGCCAGCCAACGGGCGGUUGGAUACUUGGGCCUGCUGCGCAUCGACCUCAAAAAUCGCAUCGUGGAAAUCGGCAGCAUCAUGCUCUCGCCUACACUGCAGCGCAGCACGGCAGCGACAGAAGCCUACUAUUUGAUAGCGAAAAUGGUCUUUGAAGACCUUGGGUUCCGGCGCUAUGAAUGGAAAUGUAAUAAUCUUAACACUCCCUCAAAGAAUGCCGCUAUUCGGCUCGGGUUUACAUUUGAAGGAAUUUUCCGCCAGCAUAUGAUUGUCAAAGGGUUGAAUCGAGACAGUGCAUGGUUCUCAGUCAUUGACUCUGAGUGGCCGUCAAUCAAAAAUGCGUUCGAGAAGUGGUUGGAUCCUACAAAUUUCGACGCAGAUGGAAACCAGCGCAGAAGCCUGGCAUCAUUUCGGUGAUCGUCGGUGUUCUGAAGGGGGUGCGGAGUUCCAUUGGUAUGAAUUGGUGUCAUGCAUGAGCUAUAUACCAUCUCUACCUACUUAUACCAAGCUUGAGAGUGGCAGUUUCAUUAAAUAUCGACUCUCAAUCGCUUUGCAAAUAGCGGAAAUGGGAAAUCGGAUCCCACUCAGCGGUUUCAAGGGGACUUCUUGAAAGCCUACAAAUAAUUUUAAAGCAACCCGAAUAUCUGAUCUAUAUACUAUAAGACCUUCCGUCAAAACAGAUCCACAAUCCAUAGGGUGGUCCCUAAAUCCCAAAAGGCCCUCUGUUGUUUCUAAGAAUUUUGCUCCAAGAUGCCACAUAUUGUUAACGCUAUUGACACUCCGAAA
Molecule: messenger RNA, 1231 nt
Organism: Coccidioides immitis RS
Lineage: Eukaryota; Fungi; Ascomycota; Eurotiomycetes; Onygenales; Onygenaceae
Product: GNAT family acetyltransferase
Exons: 1
Coding region: 176-862 (228 amino acids)
Molecular function (GO): protein-N-terminal-alanine acetyltransferase activity; protein N-terminal-serine acetyltransferase activity
Source: RefSeq, a predicted model, not a curated record